UUGAAUGCAGCCCCACAGAUAUGGGAGGGAUUUUUGACUGUUCAGAGGGUUGGCACCCCUAAACCCCACAUUAUUCAAGGGUCAACUAAGAAGUGUUACCCAUCAUCUGAUAACACAAGUUUGCUAUGUGGUGGUACAGUGGGAGCUAUUCUGACAUGUCCACUGGAAGUGGUAAAAACACGGCUGCAGUCAUCUUCUGUGACACUGUAUAUCUCUGAAGUUCAGCUGAACACCAUGGCUGGAGCCAGUGUCAACCGAGUAGUGUCUCCGGGACCUCUCCAUUGCCUAAAGGUGAUCUUGGAAAAAGAAGGGCCUCGUUCCUUAUUUAGAGGAUUAGGCCCCAAUUUAGUAGGGGUGGCUCCUUCCAGAGCAAUAUACUUUGCUGCUUAUUCAAACUGCAAGGAAAAGUUGAAUGGUUUAUUUGAUCCUGAUUCUACCCAGGUACACAUGAUUUCAGCUGCAAUGGCAGGUUUUACUGCAAUCACAGCAACCAACCCCAUUUGGCUUAUAAAGACUCGGUUACAGCUUGAUGCAAGGAACCGUGGGGAAAAGCGAAUGGGCGCUUUUGAAUGUGUCCGUAAGGUGUAUCAGACAGAUGGACUUAGAGGAUUUUAUAGGGGCAUGUCUGCUUCGUAUGCUGGCAUAUCAGAGACUGUUAUCCAUUUUGUUAUUUAUGAAAGUAUUAAGCAAAAACUACUGGAAUGCAAGAUUGCUUCUACGAUGGAAAAUGAAGAGGAGUCUGUAAAAGAAGCAUCAGAUUUUGUGGGAAUGAUGCUAGCUGCUGCCACCUCAAAAACAUGUGCCACGACUAUAGCAUAUCCACAUGAAGUUGUUAGAACAAGACUACGUGAAGAGGGAACAAAAUACAGAUCUUUUUUCCAGACACUGUCUUUGCUUAUUCAAGAAGAAGGCUAUGGGUCUCUUUACCGUGGUCUGACAACUCAUCUGGUGAGACAGAUUCCAAACACAGCCAUUAUGAUGGCCACUUAUGAAUUGGUGGUCUACCUGCUCAAUGGAUAGCACCACCAGGCUGCUGUACUGUAAAGAGGGAAGACCAAAAGAUACGUGGACCAUGGAGUACCGAAGCCAGCAUGGUGGACAGAAGAAAAAUAGUUUGGGAACAUGGAACUAUGCCUAUGUGGAAGUUUGGUUGUAGAAAUAAAAGAAAUAAUAACCACAUUACUUAGUCUCUUUAGUAAUGUGGGGGGGGAAAAAAACCUUGGCUGCCUCCAAGAAGAAGCCUUUAGAUGCACUCCUUCCUCAAAAUUGCCAUUUUCUCUACUAUGUCCUUGGGACACAGUUGCAUUUUGUUGAUUUAUGGCAAUCAGAGUAUAGUGUUUAUUCCAUGAGCACUUUUCCAGUCUUUAAGACAAAGCCAUCCCUAAUUACAUACCAUACAGUAACUAUCCAAAGAUGGUAUUGACAGACAUAAAUUUCUAACUUCUGGCUUCUGUAUAAUUCCCAUAAAAUUGAUAAA
Vicugna pacos (alpaca) is the source of this 1477-nucleotide messenger RNA. The record is from RefSeq and is a predicted model, not a curated record. NCBI's taxonomy places the organism in Eukaryota, Metazoa, Chordata, Mammalia, Artiodactyla, Camelidae.